Messenger RNA from Vigna radiata var. radiata (mung bean), 3374 nucleotides. RefSeq lists its product as uncharacterized. The transcript has a single exon. NCBI's taxonomy places the organism in Eukaryota, Viridiplantae, Streptophyta, Magnoliopsida, Fabales, Fabaceae. The record is from RefSeq and is a predicted model, not a curated record. Gene Ontology annotation, molecular function: protein binding. Bases 1156 to 3018 code for a protein of 620 amino acids.
UUUGAAUUUGUGCCAUGUGUAAUACAGACAAAUAGACAAGUGGAAAUAUUGGUUAAGUUUGAUAUUAUGAAAUAUUGCUAUUCAGUUUAUUUAUGACAAGUCAUGUAUUGAAAGAAAGACAAGCAAAACCAGAAAGCAAAAGGAAAACACACACUAACAACAUAGGUAUGCUUCUGUGAUCUCUUGAAGCUUGAACAAUGUAGAUUGCUCAGUGAUCUGGGAAUUUAUUUUGUUGAUGGGUGUCUUGGUUUUUUCUCCAUCUUGUUCUUGUGGUGUGUGUGAAUCUGAAUCUUGUGGUGUGUUGGAGUGAUGGAACUGGGGUUAAAGUUUGGAUUUUGAAGAUGUUAUUCUUAAACCCAUGUCUAUUUUUUUCUUUUUCAGAUGGUUAUGAUUGUGCUUUUAGAGGGUAGAGAAACAAGAAAAUGGGGUUGUUCAUGGUGCAUUGUUUGAUGGGCUAGUUUGAUUGAGAAAAUGAGUGGAAUGGCUGUGAAAUGCAGUUGUUAAAAAUCUAUUGAAAUGAGUACUGGAAUAGGGUUCCUAAACCAUUGACCUAGAAGAAUCAAAAGAAGAACUUUGCUAUUAGAAAUCAUAUGGCAGUGCAUUGAUAAAUCAUAGCACAUAUUUAUGCAUUCCAAUGAAAAAGCUUUCCACUUUAAACUUAUUAACAAUGCUCUCCAUUGCCCUUAACAUUUGUAUUUUGAAUAUCUAUAUUAUGGACUGUUUUCAUGGUUUAGUAUGUGUUCAUUUUCUAACACUAACUGCAAAAUUAAUCGUGUCAUCAUCGUUUAAAACCAUCUUGGUCUAUUCAUUCAUUUUACUAUCUUUUAGGUUUCAAAUUUUCUUUGCAUUGAUGAUUUCGGCUGUGCUUACCUCUUAUUCAUCUGUUUAAAUUGUUGAGGGAAAGCUAGUAUCAAACUCUUGAACUUUUUCAUUAAUUGGAUGUGUUUUGAUUAGCUUUGUUUUCUAACCAAAAAAUUAAGGACCUAAAGCAAGGAUUGAUGAUGCUAACCUUAUUUCUGGGGUUUGGUUCUCAAUGAUUCUUCCAUUUUCCAGAUUAUGUAUUUUGUUUGGUUCAGUACUUGUAGAAGGAAGUAGACAUUUGAUUUCUCUAUAUAUAAGUGGCAGGAGUAGAGCAGGACGUCAAAAACUGAAUAGAUGUCUCCAGUGAAAUCGAAAUCAAAAUCUAAGGCUGGUAAGGAUCAAAGGAACGCCACUCCAACUACAUAUGGUACCAGUAAUCAUGGAACUGGUCUAACUGGUACUUCUGCUACUGCAUAUAAUCCAUUUUCAAGUGCAUCAUUUCCUUCCCUGGAAACAGCAUUAUUUUCUACUUUCACUUCAACCAAUGGCAACAGUCAUUUUCAAAAGAUAGAUGACACAUAUGAGCAUCCAAGUAGUCUUCAAGGGACAGUGUCUGAGUGUGACUCGGUUUCUAACAAUGGCAGCUGUUCUGGUGAAUCAGAAGACCCUAAAGAGAAAGUGAGAAAGUCUUCCUUUGGGCAGGAGGGUGUUCCAGGAUCUGACAACGAAAGAAGGGAGAAGAUUCGGCUGAAGAACGAGAGGAAACACCAGCGCCAGAGGGAAAGGAGAGCUCAAGAACUGCAUAACAGAUGUUGUGGGUAUCUGAUGUCAAAGAAACUAGAAUCACUUGCACAGCUCCUGGUGGCAAUGGGGUUCUCUUCUGAUAGAGCAACGUUGGCCUUAAUGUUAAAUCAUGGAAAGAUAGAGGAAUCAGUAUCAUGGAUGUUUGAAGCAAGUGAAGCUCACACCAAGACUACUUCGAAUGUUGGAGUCAGAGCUAAUUUGAAAAUUGAUGUGAGUAAGGAGCUUGUGCAAGUAUCUGAUAUGGAGGCAAGGUACAAUUGUUCUAAGCAAGAAGUUGAAAGGGUAGUUAUUGCAUGUGAAGGGGACCUUCGUAAGGCAGAAAAUACUUUAAAGUCUCAGAAGCAAGAAUCUUCAGUGAGCCAACUAAAAACAGAACAGUCUGCUAAAUUCAGUGGCCUGAUGAGAUCACAGCGGUUGCCAUCUGUUUCAGUUUCAUCCCAGCAAAGACAAAAGGGUGAAGGUGAUUUCAAGUAUUCCAGAGUAGGUAGUUCAGCUUCUGUGUUCCCAGAUCCUCAAAGCAAGAAUCUUCUGUAUCAUCAAAUGUCUCUGCCAGUUAAAAGAUGUGUUGUUUCAGGAUCAAGCCCUUCUGCUACGUAUGCUACAGCACCCUCCACACAAGUAUCAUCCCCAUCUGUUAAAAUAGAGGUUCAGCUUAGUUCUUUUGGGAAUAAAGGGAGAAUGUUCCACAAAGGAAUGGAUAGGGAGCCAUUAGUCAUGAUGCAGCAGCAUCCAUUAUUUAGAAAUGGUAAGCAAGACCCUAUUUCUAGGGGAAAUGCCUCACCUUCAGGGACACGAGGUUUGUAUGCAAACAAUUAUCCAGCUGCUGAAAAUGUAAGGUCAAAUGGGAUGUUUCUGCAAAACCACAUCAGAGGAAGUGUGGCUAAUGUGAACAUGGACCAGUUUUACCAAGCUUAUUAUAAAGAGCAUCCCUAUGUGUUUGGACAUGUAGAUUCCUCAUCAUCUGGGGUGGGGUUUUUUUGUAAGCCAACGCAUACUUCAUCACCUUGGCCUUCAAUUCGGUGGAGCACAAAUGCACCUUCACCUUCUCUUACAGUUCCACCUUCCCUUGGACUGUUUUCUGGUCAGACUGGAGCAAGAGCAUUCAGCUCACAUUCACAUGUUGAUUGGAACACUGGUGCCAUGAUGCCAGAGUUCGACUACACCAGAGUUGACUGGACUUUGGAUUGCACUUCCCUGUCUUCUAAACAAGGUGGAUUGAGGCUAGGGAUCUCAUCAAACAUUUCAGGCAACAGAAUGAGAAAUUCAUGCAUGGCAGGGCUACAAAAUGUUUGCAUGAGUAGGAACACUUCAUCCUUCAGUGGUUUGAAAGAGUGGACAUCCCCUUUUGAAGGGAAUGACAUAUUCAGUCUUCCUAGGAGCUUUGUCACCUCUCCUCCUCUCAUGAGACUGUAGGACUCUUGAGUCUUCUAUAAUUGCUGCAAUGGCUAUCUUCAUGGAUUGUUCUUGUUUUCCAAUGAAAUGCAUCAAUUACUUGCUAGUGGCUUAUGUUCUUCUGUGCCUUGUUGCUGAAACUAAACUCUUGUGUUGUGCCCUCUAAAAAAAGACAGCUUCUUUCUAAUUAAAUCUAACUAUCUUGUUUCCAAUACAUUUUACAAACUAGACUCACAGCAUACAUGAAUUGUUUUUUCAACCAUUCUAGUUGUUCACCAAUGGGAGUUGAUCUAGCAGAAAAGAUUAGUCUUUUCUUUUUAAUUUUCUUAAAGAAAGGUACUUUAAAUAAAAUUGACUGUGCAAAAGUAUAUGGGAAA